Sitodiplosis mosellana (orange wheat blossom midge) is the source of this 889-nucleotide messenger RNA. Its product is annotated as keratin-associated protein 19-2-like. NCBI's taxonomy places the organism in Eukaryota, Metazoa, Arthropoda, Insecta, Diptera, Cecidomyiidae. The transcript has 4 exons. The record is from RefSeq and is a predicted model, not a curated record. The coding region runs from base 224 to 739 and encodes 171 amino acids.
CACCAUUCAGUAUAUAAAUUAACAAUGCACUGCGAUUAUCCAUUGUAGUUUUCGAUCGAACGCUCAUUUUAUCACAUCCAGUCAAUAAACGGAUUAUUUUCGACCAGUUUUAGUUUUAGUUUCAAACACCUCAGUGCCAAUAGUGUUGAUCAAAGUGUGUUGUUUAAGUUUUUUUUCUUGUUAUAACAAGUGAAAACAAACUCACAAAAAGAUUUUAUCCAAUAUGAAAGUAGAAAUAAUACUUCUUGUGUGCACUAUAGCACUUAGCUAUGCAGCUGAGGCGCCUAUCACUCUCACCGAUAUCGAAGCUGCAAAUGCAGUUCCAGUUAGCGGUUCAUCGAGACCUUUGACGAGAAGGGCUCGAUUGAUCGGUGGUAUCGGAGGAGUUGGAAUUAUCGGCGGAAUUGGAAUCGUAGGAGGUGGCGUUAAAGGUCUUGGCGGCUUUGGUGGUGGUCCAGGAUUCUAUGGCCCAGGGUAUGGAGGCGGAUACGGUGGUUAUGGAGGAGGUUACGGCAGCUACGGAGGCUAUAAAGGAUAUGGCGGCUACGGAGGCUAUGGAGGUGGCUAUGGAGGUGGGUAUGGAGGUUAUGGAUAUGAACACGGUAGCUAUCAUCAGGGCGGUGGAUAUGGUUCAUACGGUGGAUACGGACCGGGUGGAUUUGGUGGCGGAUACGGCGGCGGAUACGGAGGUGGCUACGGAGGAGGCUACGGAGGUGGCUAUGGAGGUGGAUUCUUCUAAACUAUAAGAAUGUGUUCUAUUACGAAUUUCAUAGCAAUUGCAAUUAGCUGUAGAUAAAAAUUGUUAAAUUGCCCAAUUGACUCCUACAGGCUAGGAGAAUGGCCGAAAUUGGCCAAGUAAAAAGUAUUAAAAGUCCAACUUUAAAGAUAA